This is a messenger RNA of Penicillium oxalicum, 219 nucleotides long. RefSeq lists its product as uncharacterized. Bases 1 to 219 code for a protein of 72 amino acids. The transcript has a single exon. The record is from RefSeq and is a predicted model, not a curated record. Lineage: Eukaryota; Fungi; Ascomycota; Eurotiomycetes; Eurotiales; Aspergillaceae.
AUGGCUCGCACGCAUGUUGGUGUGACGAUUGACGGUGUCAUGGGUACAUGUUCGAUUUCCACUAUUAUUAUUUUUUUGGUUUCCUUUGCUCUUGUUUGGCGGAUUUUGAAAGACUUCAGGUGGUGGGUCAAAACGGACGGCGUGGUGGCUUACGAUCAGGUGUUUUCGGUGGCCUGCUGGUCUUUUUUUUUCUUUCAUUGUUGCUCGAGGGUGUUUUAA